This is a messenger RNA of Penicillium subrubescens, 741 nucleotides long. RefSeq lists its product as uncharacterized. The coding region runs from base 1 to 741 and encodes 246 amino acids. Gene Ontology annotation, biological process: transmembrane transport. The record is from RefSeq and is a predicted model, not a curated record. Lineage: Eukaryota; Fungi; Ascomycota; Eurotiomycetes; Eurotiales; Aspergillaceae. Gene Ontology annotation, molecular function: oligopeptide transmembrane transporter activity. The transcript has 3 exons.
AUGCUUGCUGGGUACAUGAUGCCCGGACACCCCUUGGCCAACAUGUACUUCAAGACUUAUAGUUACAAUGCCCUGAGUCAAGGAUGGCUGCUGCUCCGUGAUCUAAAGCUAGCCCAGCAGAACAAACUGUCUUCGAAAGCUACUUUUGUCACCCAAGUCAUUGGCUGCAUCAUGGGAGCCCUUCUUAACUAUGUUACGAUGAUAUCGAUUGUCCAAAACCAAGCAACCAUUCUUGAGUCCGCUGAGGGUACCAACAUCAGGUCUGGAGCCCAAAUCCAGCAAUUCAACACUCUCGCCAUUGCUUGGUCCAUUGCUCCCAAGAUGUUCUCUGUUGGCGCUCGCUACGAAUGGGUCACCAUCGCAUUCUUAAUCGGCUUCAUUACUCCACUGCCUUUCUACAUUAUGCACCGUCACUUCCCACAACAGCGAAUUUGGCCGUACUUGAACACGUCCAUUAUCCUAUGGUACCUUGGAUACCUGUUUGUGGGUCUUAACGCGUCUCUCACGAGCUACUACAUCCUCGGUGCCUUCGGUCAAUUCUAUCUGCGACGUUAUCGACCACAAUAUUUCGUCAAGUGGAAUUACCUCAUCUCUGCGGCACUAGACGGAGGCACUCAAGUCAUGGUGUUCUUGGCCACUUUUGCCGUCUUUGGUGGGUCCGGAAAAUCAGUGCCCUUCCCAACAUGGGCAGGUAAUCGUACGGACCAUUAUGACUAUUGUGCGUACAAUGCUCUGAGUUGA